Molecule: messenger RNA, 303 nt
Organism: Thlaspi arvense
Lineage: Eukaryota; Viridiplantae; Streptophyta; Magnoliopsida; Brassicales; Brassicaceae
Source: the annotation of a GenBank genome assembly
AUGGGACUGCGAAGAGUGGUGUUGGUGGCUUUAAUGGGAGUGAUGAGACCUGAGCUGGUGAUGAAAUCGAUUGUUCCUAUGGUUAUGGCUGGUGUUUUGGGUAUUUACGGACUGGUUAUUUCUGUUAUCAUUAGUACCGAUAUCAAUCCAAAGGCUAAGUCUCACAUCUCUCGUCUGGUCUUGCUUGUGGUCUUGCUGGUCUCUCGGCUGGAAUGGCCAUUGGAAUUGGCAAAUGCUCAGCAGCCUAAGCUCUUUGUGGAGAAGAUUCUUAUUCUUAUUUUUGCGGAAGCACUUUCUCUCUAA